Messenger RNA from Funneliformis geosporum, 190 nucleotides. The record is from the annotation of a GenBank genome assembly. NCBI's taxonomy places the organism in Eukaryota, Fungi, Glomeromycota, Glomeromycetes, Glomerales, Glomeraceae.
AUGAUUAUCAGACUUCACAAGAGCAAUUACGAAGCUUCUGAGAUUUCUAGCAUUUUAAAAAUACCCAGAAUUACUUGUCAGAAGCGAGAAGAACAAACUCUUAUGCGUAAAACUAGGGAAAAUAGAAAAGAUUCACUUGAAGAAAUUACUGAAUAUUUUAACAAACUAAAUCUUACUCAAAUUAGUGAUA